Molecule: messenger RNA, 927 nt
Organism: Otolemur garnettii (small-eared galago)
Lineage: Eukaryota; Metazoa; Chordata; Mammalia; Primates; Galagidae
Gene: PLSCR5
Product: phospholipid scramblase family member 5
Exons: 8
Coding region: 22-804 (260 amino acids)
Biological process (GO): plasma membrane phospholipid scrambling
Cellular component (GO): plasma membrane
Molecular function (GO): phospholipid scramblase activity
Source: RefSeq, a predicted model, not a curated record
AGAAGUGCUUCUGACCUCUCCAUGGCCUCUAAAGAUCCCCAGAGCCAAAAAAGUCGGGUUCUUCCUGGUUUUCUUCCUGGAGUUCCAGACUCAGACCAAAGCUUUCCAGCCUCAGCUUCCAACGCAGAAAAUCACGUAUGGCAGCCGGGUCUCUCUCCACCAAGUUUCCAGCCAACAUUAGACCUGAUAAUUAUACACCAGCAGGUGGAGCUGCUUGGAAUGAUACUUGGCACUGAGACCUCCAACAAAUAUGAGAUUAAAAACAGCUUGGGACAAAGAAUUUACUUUGCAGUGGAGGAAAGCAUCUGUUUCAACCGUACGUUCUGUUCCACGCUGAGAUCUUGCACCCUGAGGAUCACGGAUAACUCAGGUCGAGAGGUGAUCACCGUCAACAGGCCCCUGAGGUGUAACAGCUGCUGGUUCCCUUGCUACCUACAAGAGUUAGAAAUUCAAGCUCCUCCUGGUACGAUAGUUGGUUAUGUUGCACAGAAGUGGGACCCAUUUCUGCCUAAAUUCACAAUCCAAAAUGCAAACAAAGAAGAUAUUUUGAAAAUUGUUGGUCCUUGUGCAACAUGUGGCUGUUUUGGCGAUGUGGAUUUUGAGAUAAAAACUAUUAAUGAAAAGCUUACAAUUGGGAAGAUUUCAAAGUACUGGUCAGGCUUUGUAAAUGACGUCUUCACAAAUGCUGACAACUUUGGAAUUCACGUGCCGGCUGAUCUGGAUGUGACAGUCAAAGCAGCAAUGAUCGGUGCUUGUUUUCUCCUGGAUUUCAUGUUCUUUGAACAUUCACUGGCUGGAUUAUAACAAGCAUGAUAAUGAAAACAAUAAAAUAUGCAGAACAUAUUUCAGAUUCUUUACAGUAUUUCAAAGCACUUGGGCACAUAUGAAUGACUUGAGUUGGACCUCACAAGAAAAUGGAAGGAUUGA